AGCAGCCAGUCACAUACCGUUAGCAUUCACCGGUCGAGCAACACCAAGUGCAACAUGAAGUCUUUUGUAGGAACAAGCCUAGUGCUACUGCUGCUUGCCACAGCUAGCAUAUCAGCAAUGCCACAGCGUCGGCAGCUGAAGAGUCAGCGGCAAGUGGAGUUGGCCAGCACUCCAUAUCCAGCCGCUGGUUUCCGUCCUAGGAUUGCCUUUGAGCUGCCGAAUGAGCGACAGCCCAAGCUGGAGGAGCCACUGACCACAACCACACCAGCAACUGCACCCGAAAAUUUUGAUGCACCAGCAACUGAACCACAGCAGCAGCAAGAGGCACGCACUCCAGCCAAUACCUAUGGCGCACCCGAAACUGCAGAGGAUACCGUAGAGGUGGUUGCCCAGGUGCCCGCCAAAGACUUUCAGCCUCCAGUACGUGAGGCGGUUGAAAAUUUUGGUGCCGUUGAUAGCGUUGCUGAUGAGCAGCAGCCUGUGUUUGAUCUGCCUGCCCUGGACCAGGAGCAGUCGGCGACGCCACUAGGCAGCGAAGACGAGAUAACAUCCACUGAAGUGGCGCUCAAAGUGGCUGCAACUCCAGCCAAUACCUAUGGAGCACCUAACACACGCUAUGGCGCACCAGACAUAAGGGAACCCACCAAUGAGCUCGAGACGGAGGAGUCACAGGUUGAAGUGUUUGCGGACAAGGAGGAAGAGCUCAACGAUGCCGCCCUGGGCCUAGCAAACGGACGCCUAAUACUGCUACCCAUCAGCGGCAAUGGUGCACAAUUCGGACGCCUUGUUUUGGCCGUCGAGCAGCCACAACGACAACAAGAACAAGCACGUCAACGUAUACGCAGCGAACGCUUGCGACGCAACUAAUCAAAACUCUCUGCCAAUUGUAAAUAGUUAAAAUGGAACUAUGAGUAAAU
Molecule: messenger RNA, 917 nt
Organism: Drosophila busckii
Lineage: Eukaryota; Metazoa; Arthropoda; Insecta; Diptera; Drosophilidae
Exons: 1
Coding region: 55-867 (270 amino acids)
Source: RefSeq, a predicted model, not a curated record